Molecule: messenger RNA, 1965 nt
Organism: Panicum virgatum (switchgrass)
Lineage: Eukaryota; Viridiplantae; Streptophyta; Magnoliopsida; Poales; Poaceae
Product: magnesium transporter MRS2-A, chloroplastic-like
Exons: 13
Coding region: 182-1564 (460 amino acids)
Biological process (GO): magnesium ion transport
Molecular function (GO): magnesium ion transmembrane transporter activity
Source: RefSeq, a predicted model, not a curated record
GACGGAUCAGAUCGCCCCAGGCAGGAGCCCGCGCAGCCACGAGCUCAACCACCGGUUCGGAUAGCGUCUCGCCGCUUCGCUCGCUCCGUCACCUUCCUGUCGGAAAAUAGCCAUUACCAAAGCUGUAAAGCAUCGGGGAGGAGCUUUCGCCGCGCGCGAUCCCGCGGUUGAUGCGCCCGCCAUGGCGUCCGUGCCGCUGUCCGCGUCGUCGCAGGCCGGCCUCCUCCUCCUCCCGCCGCCGCUCCUGCAGCCGCCCGGCGCCGGCGCCGGAGCAUGCCUGCGCUACCGCCUGCCGAGGCUGCCUCCUGCGCUCUCGAGCGUGAGGAAGGGAGGGAUCCUGCCCCUGCUGAUUCUGGCGCCGCCGCGGGCCGCGGAGGGGAAGGACGGGCGGGCCUCCCUGACCAAGGAGGAGGUGGUGGAGGAGGACGAAGAGGAGGUCGUGGAGGUGAGGAAGGAAGGCGAGGAGGAGGAUGGGGGAAGUGGUGAUGGUGGUGGGGCAAGGGAGGACGCGUCCAGGGGCUCGGGGCGGUUCGCCGCGGAUUACAUCUCGCUUGGCAUCAAGGAGCCCGUGUAUGAGGUGAUAGAAGUAAGAUCUACUGGGAGGAUGUCCACCAAAAAAAUAAGCAGGCGGCAGCUACUGAAAUCUAGUGGCCUCCGUUUACGUGAUACUCGAAGCGUUGAUCCAUCAUUAUGGUUAAUGAAUUCAAUGCCUUCCCUGCUGGUACGUGAACAAGCUAUUUUAAUCAAUCUUGGUUCCUUACGAGCAAUUGCUAUGUAUGAGCGUGUUCUUAUAUUUAACUAUAACAGUCCAGGAGGGAAGGCCUUUUUAGAGCUAUUACUGCCUAGGUUAAAUCCAAGAAACAUCAAUGGUGGGCCCGCAAUGCCUUUUCAGCUUGAGGUUGUUGAAGCUGCACUUCUUUCUAGAAUACUAAGAUUGGAGCAGAGAUUAAUGAAGAUUGAGCCUAGUGUGGCUGCAUUGCUUGAAGUUCUACCAAAUCGGUUGACUGCUGAUGUCCUGGAGCAGCUUCGUCUAAGUAAACAAGCAUUGGUUGAGCUGGGUUCACGAGCAGGUGACCUCAAACAAAUGCUCAUUGAUCUCCUUGAAGAUCCUCAUGAGAUCCGCCGAAUAUGCAUAAUGGGGAGAAAUUGCACACUUGAUAGAUUGGAUGAUCACAUGGAGUGCUCUGUUCCUUUAGAUAAGCAGAUUGCUGAAGAGGAAGAGGAAGAAAUUGAAAUGUUAUUGGAAAAUUAUCUUCAACGAUGUGAAUCGUGUCAUGGUCAAGCAGAGAGACUCCUGGAUUCUGCAAGAGAAAUGGAAGACUCAAUUGCUGUGAACUUGAGUUCCCGGCGACUCGAAGUAAGUAGAGUCGAGUUGCUUCUUCAAGUAGGAACGUUUUGUGUUGCAGUAGGAGCAUUAGUUGCAGGAAUUUUUGGCAUGAAUCUUAAAUCAUACAUCGAGACGAACGCGUGGGCAUUUUGGGCGACGACUGGUGGAAUAGUAGUUGGAGCACUAGCUGGAUUUUUCCUCGUGUACUCAUACCUAAAGGCUAGGAAGAUAUUGUGAACCUUGUAACAUCUCUAUCUUAGAACUGUUCUUAGAACUGUAAAUAAAGCAAUUUUGAUGUCAUUUGCACAUCCAUUGAUGGAUAUGCAUAUUGAUUCUUGAGAUUGUUGUGGGCGUUCGCUGCUCCAAAUUCUUGCAUGGUUUCAGUCAGUGAUCUUGAAGACUGGACCAAGCAUUUCCUGGUGCAACUCUGGAGACAAUGUCACCACAAUACGUACCUGGAGUCGACCGGUGAGGCAAUGCCUGCGUGUCUGAGGGCUCUAGGACCUGGGUACAAUUUUACUCCAAGGUUUUCAAACUCAGAAACAUAAGGCGGUAUAAUUAAUGUGUUAGCAUCAUAGAUUAUUUGAAGGUACCUUUGACUAUUGAUAUUGAAAAUUGACAUGUCGACAUCUGAUAAA